AUCAUCCAGCGGAGAGUUUGGAUUCCCUGAUUUGGGCCAAAGAGGCACGAGCUUGCUGCUGCCUCUUGUUGCUUUGCUGAUAGGGAGAAGGGGCCCACAGGGUCAGGGUCUUUGUUUCCUCGAGGCCGACGAUAAAUCCUAUCAGGGCGACCAUCCCCAUCUUGACUCCAUCCUCUAUAAGGCUUGUCACAUCCACCCCCCUCCUUCUCUCGUCAAUCCUCCUCUCUACAACAGCCGUCUCUCAUGGCUCUCCUUACUCCGCCUAUCGAGGCCCUGCGGCCUGUGGGCCCUGUGCGGUCCAACAUGCUGACGGCCUCACUCGACGGUCUUCCGCCAUUGGUCCUCGGCGGCGCCCAGUUCAACCACCAGUACAACGCCGAUCCUUUUUCUUUGCCUGUCAAAGACAUCAUCAAGAAGUGCUUCCAGGCCGGAGUCUGCGCCAUAGACACCUCUGCCUACUACGGUCCAUCUGAGAUACUCAUCGGCGAGGCACUCGCGGAUCCAGAGAUCUCCUCUGCAUACCCUCGCGACACAUAUUUCAUAAUCACAAAGGCUGGCCGUAUCGCAGAGUCUCACUUCGACUACUCGGCAUCCUGGAUGCGCCAGUCUGUCGAACGCAGCCUCACUCGCUUACACACAUCAUAUCUCGACGUCGUAUACGCCCACGAUGUCGAAUUCGUUCCUAUCGAAGGCACACUCGAGGGAAUCGCCGAGCUCUUCAAAAUGAAGGAGGAGGGAAUCAUUCGCAAUGUCGGUAUUUCUGGUUACCCAGUACCAGUCCUGGUUACGCUCGCAAAACUUGUCAAGCAACGGCUUGGCAAAACAAUCGAUAUCGUACUUUCCUAUUGCAACUUCACUCUCCAGAACCGGAGGCUGAAGUCUUCACUUGAUGAUUUCUAUUCUGCCGGGGUGAAGAAAGUCCUCAACGGAAGUCCUCUCAGUAUGGCUCUUCUACGCUCUCAGCCCCCUCACGCCUUUCACCCAGCAGGUCCGGAGCUCAAAAACAGAGUGGCUCUUGCAGCAAAGUAUACUGCCUCCAAAAACAUCGAACUGGCGGACUUGGCCUUACGAUACGCUCUCUCACACUGGAAUGGUACCACUGUUGUAGGUUGGAGCAACCUGGGCGAGGUGGAGGCUGGCAUUCAAGCGUACUGGGAUAGCCAAAACCUGGAUGUGCAGAAAGAAGAUCACGAUCUUGUGGAGGAGGUCAACAGAAUUUUAGGAGCCUCCUUGGAUGAAGUUUGGCUCUCAGGAUUACAGCAGAACUAUGACUAUGUUCUGUAGCAUUGUGCUGGCUGAUCUUUCAGAUUGAUAUUGCUACGAUUACAGGGAUUUGGCUUGAUGAUACUAUAAUUCAUUCAUUUGUGUGGCUCGCGCAUUCUCUCCCGCUAGAAGCUUCAUGUGUACAACUAUUAAUAUACUAAUAACCCCAUAAAUCUCGUAUUCUGCAUGACCGUAGCAGGUACCG
Messenger RNA from Myxozyma melibiosi, 1468 nucleotides. RefSeq names its product NADP-dependent oxidoreductase domain-containing protein. Bases 244 to 1284 code for a protein of 346 amino acids. Gene Ontology annotation, molecular function: D-arabinose 1-dehydrogenase [NAD(P)+] activity. Lineage: Eukaryota; Fungi; Ascomycota; Lipomycetes; Lipomycetales; Lipomycetaceae. The transcript has 2 exons. Gene Ontology annotation, biological process: dehydro-D-arabinono-1,4-lactone biosynthetic process. Gene Ontology annotation, cellular component: cytosol. The record is from RefSeq and is a predicted model, not a curated record.